AAUAUACCGAACAUUAAAGACCCGGUUAUAAACAAAGUAAUAAGUUUUUCUUAUUUAAUAAUAAAUGUCAUUUAUGGAUAAAUAGAUACAAUAAAUAAAGCUUUGUUUACUGAAGUAUGCCUAAGGACUAACCUUUCUCAAAAACAAUUUUUUAUGAAAAUGACAAUUGCAAUGACAACGAAAAGAAUAAUUCAAAAACCUAUGUUGUUGUAUGGUUCCAAAUUUUUUUUAUCCUGGAAUACAAACCUUUUUAGGUGUUAUUGCCGUGUGAAGAUAUGUGAUAAACUGGUCAAAUCACAACAAAGUAUUCAAAAAAGAAAUUUUUUUGGUUUUUCAGAAGGUUCGAGGACAAAGGAAUAUUCAGAAACAAAGGUUUUAGGGUAUACAAAAGAACAAUUGUUUGAUGUUGUAGCCAAUGUUGAUGAUUAUAAGUACUUUGUGCCGUGGUGUCGUGCUUCUAAAGUUUUUGAGAAAACUGAUACACAUGCAAGAGCAGAUAUUGAAGUUGGAUUUCCACCCGUUUCUGAGAAAUAUACAUCUGUUUUGACAUUGGUUAAGCCAAAUUUAGUUAAGUCGGAAUGUAUGGAUGGAGUUCUUUUUAAUCAUUUAAUUUGUAAUUGGAAAAUAUCAAAUGGACCAUCAGACAUUCCAAAUUCUUGCACAUUAAAUUUUUAUAUAUCAUUUGAAUUCAAGUCUUUGCUACAUUCACAUCUAUCCACAGUUUUCUUUGAUGAAGUUGUUCGCAAGAUGAUGUAUGCAUUUGAAAACCGUUGUGCUAGUGUUUAUGGACCGAGUAGUUUUGAUAGGUUGACUAUGAAUAAUAGAAAAAAGAAGAAAGUUGUUUUACAUAUUCCAAAUAAAAAGAUUUGGCUUCCGGAGGGAAAGAGUUAAAUUGACAUUUAUUCAAAGAAUCAGAGACAGACAGAAGAAGUAUCUAGUACUCGUUAACCAAACGCAAGCGAAUGAAUGUGAAAUAACUGAUUGAAUAUGCGGGCGAUCGAAUGAACAUGAAGAACAGCGAACGGAUAAUAUACAAUUUUGUUUGUUGUGUUUAUAAUCUAAAAAGAAAAUAUUUACUUUAUUUGGAAAACGUAACUCAAGUUGUUAAUUAUCUCUCAUUUUAUUAUUAUAAACACAGACGAGAGACAAGAAGCAGGAGUCACUAUUUAAUAACAUUACAACACUACAUGUUGCCUUUGCCUAAAGCCUGCGAGUGAUACGCUAAUUUGCCUUGCAGUUUAUGCUCAAUUACUGGAAAUGGAAAAUUUCUCAUCGUUAUAUAUAAUUUUUAUAAUUAUUAUAAAAUUAUAAUUUUAGUUAAA
Hydra vulgaris (swiftwater hydra) is the source of this 1322-nucleotide messenger RNA. RefSeq names its product coenzyme Q-binding protein COQ10 homolog B, mitochondrial. Gene Ontology annotation, molecular function: ubiquinone binding. The record is from RefSeq and is a predicted model, not a curated record. Gene Ontology annotation, biological process: cellular respiration; ubiquinone biosynthetic process. NCBI's taxonomy places the organism in Eukaryota, Metazoa, Cnidaria, Hydrozoa, Anthoathecata, Hydridae. Gene Ontology annotation, cellular component: mitochondrion.